AUGUCGGCAUCGUGGAGCCAAGUCACACACAAGUUCCCACCUCGGGCAAAGGGCUGCUACUUGGUGACUAAUGAAGUCACCCGUGCUAUUGACAGCGAACUAGCCAAGUACGAAGUUGGCAUGGCCAACCUAUUCCUCCAGCACACCAGUGCGUCCAUAUGCCUGGGCGAGAACUUUUGUGACGAGGUGCGGGAUGAUAUGUUAAUGGCUUUGGACACAAUCGUACCCGAGUCGCUGCCGUACACGCACACUGACGAGGGACCAGAUGACAUGCCUGGUCAUGUCAAGUCAGCCCUUGUUGGCGUGUCGUUGGACAUUCCGAUCAGAAACGGCAGGCUGGCACUGGGGACCUGGCAGGGAAUAUACCUCAUAGAGCAUAGGACAUACAGGCAUUCGCGCCAAGUUGUGGUUACUAUCCAGGGCCAAAAAAAGGCAGGGCGCUAG
Molecule: messenger RNA, 444 nt
Organism: Linderina pennispora
Lineage: Eukaryota; Fungi; Kickxellomycota; Kickxellomycetes; Kickxellales; Kickxellaceae
Exons: 1
Coding region: 1-444 (147 amino acids)
Source: RefSeq, a predicted model, not a curated record